AUGUUCAAAUUGUUGGUUGGCGUUUCAAUGGCAGUUGGUGCCAAUCAGUUGUUGUCCUGUGAUAAUCCUCUCUCGCGAAGAAUGCAUGCGGACGAAGGGAAGGAAGCAUGGGUUGAUAUUUUCGCCAUUCAAUUGACAAAGAAAGUUAUUGUUAUGGCCGAUGAAAAGAUUUCCAUUCCCAAAUAUUGCAUCGAAAAUAAUCAAAACGAUCUUCUCGAUGAUAAUAAUGAAAAUUCUAAUUUAAAUCGUGAUGAUGCUGAUGGGAGUGAUUCCGAUGAAACUUCUUCCAAUGAUGAUCACGAUUCUAUUGUAAAUUUAUCAAUCGAUCAAUUCGUACGAGGAAUGAAAUCAGGCUCCAUCCGUUAUCAUUCAUUACCUCCCAUACGAGUCAUACAUCACGGAGCUCGUUACAUUUCUGUUCAAGGUAGCGAUGCCUAUGUGUAUGCAUUACGGCAACUAGUGCAAGAAGAAUUGCCAUUUCGGGAUUUGAAAUUUAGAGCAAUCAUUCUCAAAGAAGCCUUCGCUCGCGUUCAACUCACGAGUUUACGGGAAAAGUCUCAAGAUUCAAUAGAUAAUAUUGUAUUAUACGAUUUGUCACAGGUUCAGUUAGUUAACGAACGACCACAAGAUUCCGAGGAGGCAUACAAGUCCAUUUAUCCUGAUACUAUAAGCAUUGGUCAUGUGCAACCCAUCAUUCCAAAUAUUGAAGAGUAUUUAGAUGAAUCACGAAAAAACACACUAUUGCAGGUCAUGCUGCAAUAUGAACCAGGAAAGUACAAACCACUGGAAGUUUGUCAUGACCAAGGUGUAUUUUACACAUGUGAUAUUGAACUAUUUUCAAUUUAUAAGGAUAUUGUCGAUCAGAGAAAAACACUUGGAAUCAGGAAUGAGCUCAUGAUACCAGUGAAUCAUUCUGACCUCAAACUUCGAGAGGUUAAAUUAUUAUUUCUCAAAUCUCACUUUCGAAAAUUUCAACAACAACAAUCUCCAAAGAACAAUCUCACAAACACGGAACAAACCAACAACGAUCAGCAUUCACUGUCUUCCAUAGAAACAUCCGAAAUGGUUAUAAACAGCAGUAAUAUGGCUACUGCUCAACCCAGUGAAGUCAACGAAUGCAUGGUUUGCAUGGAGCAGAAUAAGGAUUGUGCCUUGAAUUGUGGCCAUGUCUACUGUAAUAGAUGUGCCUACGCAUUGAAACGAUGCCCAAUGUGUGACUCGGUAGUGUCAACCAGACUCAAGCUUUACUUGUAA
This is a messenger RNA of Naegleria lovaniensis, 1254 nucleotides long. RefSeq lists its product as uncharacterized. The record is from RefSeq and is a predicted model, not a curated record. Lineage: Eukaryota; Heterolobosea; Eutetramitea; Acrasida; Naegleriidae. The coding region runs from base 1 to 1254 and encodes 417 amino acids. The transcript is spliced from 2 exons.